AUGUCUUGGGAUCGUGACGACUUAGAUAAGAAGGGCUUCUUCUUCGAUGACUCUAUCCGCACUACGAUUCCGUGGGCCCCAUUCCCGCCCCACGUCGAAACCCUCCGACAGUUAAUGCUAGACUUCACAUGUCAAGACUUCGACGUGACUUCUGAAGAAGAUGCCGCCAUACAGCAUGAGGCUAAGAGAUACUCUGAAGGUGGGUACUCUGAGAGUGAUUGGGAAGAUUUCUUUCGAAAAAACUUCUUUGACCUACUUGUCCAAACGGCCUCAGGGUCACCGAAAGACUCACGCAGAGUUUCACGAUAUAAGUAUUACUACGAUACGGUCGUAUUCGACACCGACGCUUUGUGGGAAACCUUCAAUGGAAAAGGUGACGAGGUCGACGAUUCAACAGUCCGCCGAUUCGAGACUAAUUACCGACUAUAG
This is a messenger RNA of Fusarium proliferatum ET1, 429 nucleotides long. RefSeq lists its product as uncharacterized. The transcript is spliced from 4 exons. The coding region runs from base 1 to 429 and encodes 142 amino acids. NCBI's taxonomy places the organism in Eukaryota, Fungi, Ascomycota, Sordariomycetes, Hypocreales, Nectriaceae. The record is from RefSeq and is a predicted model, not a curated record.